Pleuronectes platessa (European plaice) is the source of this 2125-nucleotide messenger RNA. RefSeq names its product ankyrin repeat and SOCS box containing 15b (gene asb15b). NCBI's taxonomy places the organism in Eukaryota, Metazoa, Chordata, Actinopteri, Pleuronectiformes, Pleuronectidae. The record is from RefSeq and is a predicted model, not a curated record. The coding region runs from base 42 to 1808 and encodes 588 amino acids. Gene Ontology annotation, molecular function: protein binding. The transcript is spliced from 13 exons. Gene Ontology annotation, cellular component: cytoplasm. Gene Ontology annotation, biological process: intracellular signal transduction.
GCGAGUUCGUUUGACAUAUUUCACCGCCCGUCAUAAUAGAAAUGGAUGACUUGGAGCGAGAAGGUAUAAAUGAGGAGCUGAUUCAGUUUGCCAUUCAAGAGAGCGUUGAAGAUGCCUUCAGGCUGCCAUGUUCAGUCCAAACACACAGGAAAGAACCAAACAGUGACGACUUUGUGAAGAUAAUGGCGGCCAUUUAUAAAGGUGAUGUGUGUGCACUGCAGGAGCUGUCAGGCUGCGUGUCGGCCUUCAGAGUGAGCGACAGCAGGGCCCGGCUGCCUCUGCACGUAGCAGCUGUGCAGCCGCAGCCGGAGAUCCUGCAAGCGGUGCUGCAGGUGCUGGUGACGUCCACAGAGCUGACCCUGGAGCAGCAGACGCAGGACGGGGACACGGCUCUGACUCUGGCGGUGGAGGCCGGCCUGGUGGACAACGUCCGGAUGCUGCUGCAGCACGGAGCCUCACCACACAGCACCAACAGCAGGAACGAGUCUCCUCUGCUCAUUGCCGUGAGAGAAAGGUCCUAUGACAUGGCUCUAUCCCUCAUCAUGGGAGGGGCCUAUGUGGAGCAGGUGUGUCUCACCAGGUGCACGGCCAUCCAUGAAGCUGCUAAGGUGGGUUGUCCAGCCAUCGUGGCGCUGCUGCUUCGACACGGAGCCAAAGUGACGGGUCGAGACGGACACGGGGUGACACCUCUGGGGGUUGCGGCUGAAUACGGCAACACUGAAGCGUUGGACUUGCUCAUACAGAACGGUGGCGACGUGAACGCCCAGGCCAGCAACGGAGACACGGUCCUGUAUGACGCGUCGGGAUCUGGAAACCUGGACUGCAUCAAGCUGCUCCUGCAGCACGGAGCCAACCCAAACGUGGCCAGCUAUGCCUGCCAGCUGCCCAUCCACAGAGCCGCAUACGAAGGACACACACUAGCCCUGAGGACUCUCAUCCCCAUCACCACAAAGCGAGCGAUCCGUCUCUCAGGCCAGAGCCCCGUCCACUCAGCAGCUGACGGGGGACAGGUUGAGUGUCUGGAGCUGCUCAUACAGAGAGGAUAUGAUGUCAGCGCCCUGCUGCACACGCACAUCUCUGAGAACUACGGGGACCUCAGGAAGACGCCUCUGUACUUCGCCGUGUCCAACGGGGACAUGACCUGUGCCGAGAUGCUGCUGGCGGCUGGAGCGAGAACCGACCUGGACCCGCUGCAAUGCAUCCUGGUCGCUGUACGAGCCGAGAGGUACGAGCUGGUGCGGCUGCUGCUGUCCCACGGAGCCGAGGUGAACUGUUACUUCAGGGUGAUCAGUAACACAGUGUUUCCCACAGCCCUGCAGUACUGCCUCAGGGACCGGGUCAUGCUGCAGCUGCUGCUCAACAGCGGAUACCACGCUGACAAGUGUUUCCAGUGUUGCCAUGCCCAGGGUGAAGAAAUGGACAGUACCUGGAUUGACCUCCAUAACCAAGUCUACCAAAUUUACAGUCAACCUGUUGUGGUCCCAUUCUGUGAGUUUGUGUCGGUGUCGUGGCUCACCCACCUGGCGGGCAGCGUGGUGAGGAUGCUCCUGGACUACGUCGACUACGUCAGGAUCUGUCCCGACCUCAGACGCAUCCUGGAGAGGAGGCCGGAGUGGGAGGAGAUCUCUGACAUACUGAGCAAACCUCGGUCCUUGCAGCACUUGUGUCGAUUGGUGAUCAGACGUCACAUGAGCCUCAGGGCGCUGAACGACCCCAAAGCCAUGGCUGCUGCUCCUUUCCCCCCGAGACUGAAGAGCUACCUGACCUACAGAGAGUACGACCUGUACGCUGACUUCUCCUCGACGUGAAAAACUAAACGUAAAUAGUUUUAACUGGAAUAUCUUUUUUAUAUCACAUGUUUAUGAGAAUAUUUCCUCAAAGGUUCAAAAUGUCAGAACAUCUCAUUUCUACCCAUCUUGUGAAUAUGUCAUUUAUCAUAUCAUAUCACAUAGCUAUAAAAUGCAUUCUUUAUUCCUGUAUAGAUGAGGUGUAAAUUGUUUUGGAAAAGAAUAAGCUACAAAUUCAGUGUUUUUUUCUUUUCUUUGUGUAUUGAUUAUGUAAUAUAAGAUUUGAAAAUAAAAUGUUUCUUCUAUUUUGUAAUAAAAAUGGCUGAAUUCACCAGAAC